This is a messenger RNA of Castor canadensis (American beaver), 818 nucleotides long. NCBI's taxonomy places the organism in Eukaryota, Metazoa, Chordata, Mammalia, Rodentia, Castoridae. The record is from RefSeq and is a predicted model, not a curated record.
CCUCCCAGUUGGUUUCCGCGCGAAAAGCCGGGGCCUCCUGCGCUGCUGUCGCGUCUGCUGUAGCCUCCGAAAUGCCGGCCCGCACCGCCCCAGCCCGAGUGCCCACGCUGGCCACCCCGGCCAUCUCCCUGCCCGACGAUGUCCGCAGGCGGCUCAAAGACUUGGAACGAGACGGCCUAACAGAAAAGGAGCGCGUGAAGGAGAAGCUGAAUCUCUUGCAUGAAUUUCUGCAAACAGAAAUAAAGGCUCAGUUAAGUGACUUGGAAACCAAAUUGCGCAAAGAAGAAUUAUCUGAGGAGGGCUACCUGGCUAAAGUCAAAUCCCUUUUAAAUAAAGAUUUCUCCUUGGAGAACGGAGCCCACACCCUCAAUCGAGAAGCAAACGGCUAUCUAGAAAACGGGAAAGGCCGGAGAGUGGGAAUGUCAGAGCCAGACACCCCCCCGAAACCCGGCCCCAAACCUCGGGCACCCAGAAGAAGCAAGUCUGAUGCUGAAGCAUCCUCUAGCUCCAUGGUUACAAGGAGAGCUACCCGGCAGACCACCAUCACGGCUCAUUUUGCCAAGGGCCCUGCUAAACGGAAACCUGAGGAAGAAUCUGAAAGGGCAAAAUCAGAAGAGUCUGCUGAAGAGGAAGAUCGAGACCAGGAGAAGAGGCGUAGAGUCACGUCCAGAGGACCAGUUGCUGGACAUCCUGAAGCAGAACCAGAGAGAGUAACACCAGGAAUUCACACCGCUCAGGAGGAGGAGAGAGACGAGAACGUAAAGCCUUGCUACCUCUCUGUUCAUCAAUCCCACCCUAAUCUUCUUGAGUCCCCUUGG